UUUGUGAUACCUAAUAUGAUUGAGAAAACCAAAAGCCAACAUCAAAUAAAUAUGUUCCUUAGGUUUUAAAUGAUUGUGCUAGUGGUCUGGUUGGAAAUCCAAUUAUUUUCUGGUGCUGGUACCAACAUGCGGGAAGAUGGCCUUGACACAGAGAGAAAUUUGUUGCCAAGGCAACAAACAAAUAAAUAUGACUUAAGCUGAUACAAAGGUAGAGAUUUAUAAAAUAUCUCUAAGACAGGCACCUCCUAAUUCAGAUAAAAGAGGAGUACAUUUAGAUUUGCAAGAAACUGCUACUAAGAAAAAUAACGUUGGGUCCAUAUAGCAUCUGUUUCUUGAUCUGAUCUGGUCUACCUUGUAAAGUUGAUAUAUUUCUAUACUCAGAUUUCUGAUAAGAGCUAUCCAAAAGAACCAGGAGUUUCCUCUUCCACAGGAGACAUGGAUUGUUUUUGAUAGUCUUGCACAGGUAGACAUAUUUUCUGCAAUAAUUGAAGUAUAAAUUUUAACUUUCUAGUAAUUAAAAACAGGUUACAAAGGAAAAGGGAGAGAGUAAUAGACAUUCCUCAAAAUAAAAACCACAUAUGAUAACUCUUUUGUGUAAUGGCAAUAUAAAUUACAAUAUUUAAAGAUUUAUCAAACAACUGUGGCUCUUGUAUGAGGGGGAAAAUAGCCAUCCAACCUAUCUAAACUAACCAGAGUAACAAUUACCUGAAUAGAAAUGAUUUAAUUCAAGAAAAUUGCAGCUUUUCUUGAAUUAAAGGGAAACUUUGAAAGAAAUGGUGAAAGAUACUCAAUCACUUGAAAGGUUGCCUUUCCAUUCCUUCUGCAGGUUUAGCUGUCUCUAAUCUGACAGUUCCCUACUUUAACCAUCUUUUUCAAAGAUUCCCUUUAAUUCAAGAAAUUAUUUGAAUUAUUUACAAUGAUUCCAAUAAAAAUCCCCAUCUUAAACUUACAAUUUGAUUGAGAAGAAAAACAGCAGGGAGAAUUUUAACUGUUCAUGUGUUUAAUAUAUUUUAUUUGGUCCUCAUUCCCUGUAUUUUACAAUGUUUACUAUUAGGAAUACAUAGCCUGGGAAAUACCUUUAGUCUUUGGAUAGCUUUAGUAAACUGGACUAUCCUAGGAAUAUUUUUUUUAUAUAUGAUAGAAUUUACCUAAACAUGAAGUAGCUGUGACAGCUAAAUGCAAUCUUCAUGUACAGUGAUCUUAUGAUGCAAUGGUAUAUGGCAGUAAUGGCAAACCUUUUAGAGACCGAGUGCCCAAAAACCUGCCCCCCAUCCUCACUCCGCCCUGCCCAUUGGGCCACUCACCACCUCCACUGCCCGCCACAGAUCACCCAGGCAGCCCAGCAACGCCAUGGUGGCCAUGCCCUCCGCCCAUGCCCCGCAGCAUCAUCUGCAUGCGACGGGGCGCAAGAGCAGAGUUUUGUCCCCGCUGCCCGGCUAUCAUGACCUUGGCUGUGCUUCUUCACAUGGGCCGUGCCCAGGGGCAACUCUCCUCCGGGAAGGCUGCUGGUGAGGAGGGGGCCAUGGGAGGAGGCAGGGCUGGGGAGAUGGUGUGUGGCCCACAGAGAGGGCUCUGAGUGCCGCCUCUGGCACCCGUGCCAUAGGUUCGCCACCACUGGUAUAUGGGAAUUACCUUAGGAAACAGGAAGAAGAGCCAUAAACUAAUCAACUGUCAGAUUAGAGACGGCUAAACCUGGAGAAGGAAUGGAGAGGAAACAGUUUUCCAGUCAGGGAAGGAUCUCCAGGGCUUUUUUUUCUCAUAAAACGCCCAGAACGGAGUUCCGGCACCUUUUCUGGAUGGAACCUUGUAGGGUAAGAAAGGUGGGUUAUAUGACGUGUGUGAGUUCCAGCACCUUUUUUUUUUUUUUUUUUUAGAAAAAAAGCACAGAAGACCUCUAUCUAUGCAGCUAGUUUGCAGGAUGCCUUAUGUCAUCUCAGUGAUACAGCUGCACUUAAUUCUCAUAGUUCACACUCAGUUUCCCUGGAAAUUUAGGAUAGGGAACUGAGGCUAAAUGUGAAGGUGAAGGUAUGUGGGAUGACUUUGAGAGACAGGAAGAAGAGCUACAGAUUAGAGGCAGCUGAAGCCAUAGAAGAAAUGGGGUAUGGCAAAGAUCUCAGAAGGGAAUUCAUUGUAAAAGGUGAGGGAGGAAGACAUGUGCUUUUAAAAUUGCAAGAUUUUGUUAAUGUAACCUUACAAUAAAUAUAGAGUGGUUAUUCCUGUCUGGAUUAUUUCACAAAGCUGGUGUAUAUUUCUUAAUUCAUGAUACUGAUAUUUCUAAUACUCACCCUCAUGCCCUGCUGAGAACUUCCAUAGACACCUAUUUAGUUUUUUAUUAGAUAUAAAAUGUUACCAAAGAGAGAAGCAGCCUGAGAUUUUAGAUUCAAAGAUCCCUCAGAUACAGGCACUAUGGUCAAUGAUCAAGGUUGACAGGAAUGGUAAGCCACAAUAUCCAGUGAGUCUUCUUUAUCUCUGUGCAAGGAGGACUUGGAUGUGAUCAAACAAGGUGAUGUUAAUGAUCCAGCAGAAAAUUACACUUUAUUGCAAAAAUGGAAUAAGAUCUGUUGAUAGGUCAUUGCAUAGUUUAUAAAUGUGUGAAAAAAUUAUGAAUGCAUAUAUAUUUCUAGUUGGCACAUAGUAAACUGAAGUCUCAAUUUUACAUUUUAAUAAUAGCAAUGAUGAAACUUUGCUUUUUUUGUCUCAUAGUCUUAUUAGACUCUAGAAACACAAAUGUCAUAACUUCAUCAACUUGACCUUGGUACCGAGUUUAUAAACUGGAGUGGAUUAACUGACCAACCCAUUCACCUCCACUAGCCAUUCUGCAAUUUUCUAUGUACAUCCAUUUUCUAUGGACUUAAAAUCAUUUGUUAAGUGACCGAAGGUACAAUGGCACUGAAAAAAGUGAUGCAUAACCAUUUUUCACACUUAUGUCUGUUGCAGCAUCCCCAUGGUUAUGUGACCAAAAUUCAGAUCCUUGGCAACUGAUUCAUAUUUAUCACAGUUGCAGUAUCUCAGAAUUACGUGAUUACUUUUUGCAACCUUCUGACAAACAAAGUCAAUGGGGAAGCCAGAUUCACUUAACCAUUGUAACAACUGCAGUGAUUCACUUAACAACUAUUGCAAGAAAGGUGGUAAAAUGGGGCAAAACUCACUGUACAACUGUCUCACAUAACAACAAAAAUUUUGUGCUCAAUUGUGGUAAGUUGAGAACUACCUAUAUUUAUUUUUUCACUCAAAUGUGAAGGCUGUUCAAAACUGCAAGACUUAAAUAUGGCCCUUAAAAAUGCUUUUCAUCUAGGCCCUCUGCACUAAUUUCAAAGCAAGUUAUGCGAGUUAUGCUUUGGUAUGUAAAUGGGGUAAACUGGGGAAAAAGAAAACAUGUUACAAUUAUACUUUGUAUCUGUUAACAAUUAGAAAUAAUGCAUUAUUUUUUUUAAAUGGAAGUUAUUUUGUAACUACAGACUAAUAGGUCAAUUCAUUUUCAUUUAUAUCAGUUCUAAAAGAAGCUGGAAAUCAUUCUUUUUUAUUUUUUUGCUAUUUAUUAUUCUGUUGCAUACCUGUCCUCUUUUUUUCCCUUUACUCUCUUUCCUUCUAUUCAUUGUCUUUGAUUAUUAGUUCUUUUUUGUCUUAACAAUUAAUCAAAUUAUUUAAAAAUAGUAACUUUGUAUCUGGAAACUAAUGGCUGAGACAUCAUCAUCAUAAUAUAGCCUCUGUUUGAUUUCUUCUCAAAGUUGACAUGCAAGACAAAAAUAAAUGCAUCCAGUAUCCAGAAAAAAUACGUUUGGAAAGUAAAUCAAGAUGGAAGUUCAAAUAGGAAAAAAAAACCAUUAACCUAUUUACAAUAAUAAAUUGGACCAGAUAUAGCUGUAUCUGGGACCAAGAGAAAUCCUUUACCAUAUCUUCUCUGUUCUUAGGUGGUGAGUUCCCAACAUUGCCAUAUAGAGCCAAGUCAAAGCACAACUUUUUUCUUGCUAAACUGAAAGAUUGGGAUGCACAAGCAUUUUCUUUGUUAUACCAAGCUUGUUUUUCAUCUCUAUUAUCAACAAGGAAGUAUCAUAAAAUGUGUAGGGGAAUAUUUGGAACAUGAAAUUUGUGUCAGAGUAAAAUUUUUUCCUUCUGUUGUCUUACUUCUGAUAGAAGUUUUCUUUAAACGCUGUUUACUAACACUUAGUAUUUGUAAUAUAGUUGCAAGCAGAACUAAACAUGUAAUUUCUGCCUUUUUAAAAAUGACCCUUACUGCUACAAUGAUUAUGCAUUGGGACUAGAAUUUCCAUUAUUAAGCUAUGCAGUCAUAAAAUGCAACAUCAUGUGACUUCACUGCUUAGUGAUGGCAAUACCAGGAAUGCUUGUUGCCAUUGUUAAAUAAAUCAUGUACUACCAUUACCUGUGAAUUCACAUAUUUACAAUUUGUGAGCUCCCGCUGAUUUCCCCAUUGACUUUGUUUAUCAGAAAGCAGUGAAAGUCACAAAUGGCAUUCAUAUAACUAUCUGGUAAUCCCCCAGAUACGAGCAUUUAUUUAGGGAGAUUUCACAAAAACAAGGUUAUUCAGAAAGGGUACUUACAUUAGAAAUUCAAAAUUGUGACCAAAAACAGGCCUCUGUAGCCAUGUGACUUGGAUUCAGUCUCGGCUACUGCGGUGGUGAUUUUAACUCUGUAACUUGCUGGGUCAGUUUGAACCAAUGAGAAGCCGGAAGUGUGUGGGAGUCACAAGGCCAAACAAGAUCUGGUGAUUUUUGUAGCUGGCAACGACGAUUUGUUUUUGUUUUCCUGGAGCUGUGUGGAAGAUCUGCUGCUUGCUGGGCUUGAGGACUACUAUAGAGAGCUAGAGUUACUUCUGUACAGUACUCUGCAAGAUUGUUUGUUUGCAUUUGCCUGAAACUUACAGCAUGUGGCUGCUGCUGCCUCAUCUCCCUAGCACAGACUCACCUGAGAUUCUGCUGAUUGGAAGGAAAUCCCCCCCCCCAAUUUUGGAUUUUGCCUGGAGAGAUAAGAUUAAGAUCAUUUCUCAUGGCCCAGGACUCAGACUGAAUCUGAAGAAGCUGCUCCAGUGGACUCUGUGGAAUAUCAGCCUCAGGAAACAAAGCCAAAAAUCACCUGAGAUUAAUUCAAAAACGACCAUCUGAACAGCUGGAGCAGUCAAGUGAUGAUGAUGUAAGGCUUCCAAGCCUUUGCACCAGUUCUGUUGCAAAAUGUGAGAAUGAGGGAGAAAUUCUACAGAUCCCAUUUAUCACAGACAACCCUUGCAUAAUGUGCAUUUGCUUGAACAAGGAAGUGACAUGCAAACGUGAGAAGUGCCCUGUACUUUCGAAGACAUGUGCUCUGGUUAUUAAGCAGAGAGGAACAUGCUGUGAGAGAUGUAAAGAUUGCAGUUUUGAAGGAAGUUCAUAUAACAACUCAGUAUUAUGGCAGAGUCCAAAUAAACCCUGUUUCACACUACAAUGUCAGGAAGGGGUGAUAACAGAGUCCGAGAUUCAGUGUAUUGUUCAUUGUACAAAUGCUUAUAAGGAACCAGGGAUGUGUUGCCCCACAUGUCCAGGUUGCACACUUGAAGGUAGACAUUUCUCUGAAGGUGAGGAUUUUCAUCCUGACGGGAACAAAUGCAUCACAUGUACUUGUAUUGGUGGAAGGACACAUUGUAUACAGGAAGUGUGUCCCAUUCUCUCAUGUCCACAACACCUCAGUCACACGCCUUCUGGACAGUGUUGCCCAAAAUGUGUAGGGCAGAGGAAAGUAUUUGAUCUUCCAUUUGGAAGUUGCCUCUUUCAUAGUGACGUUUAUGACAAUGGAGCCUCCUUUAUGUAUGACAACUGUACAAAGUGUACAUGCAGGGAUUCCACUGUGGUGUGUAAGAAAAAAUGCUCCCCUCCCGGAGGUUGUAUCAAAGCCAGAGACGAGUGCUGCAAGGAGUGCAUUUCAUAUGUGUCUCCUGAGGAAAAAAAAGUGUGCAAGUUUGGAAAUAAGGUCUUCCAGGAUAGAGAGAUGUGGUCCUCUGUUAACUGUACCAUCUGUGCCUGUGUGAAAGCCAAGACGGAAUGUCGCAAGAAGCAGUGUAUUCCAGUCAGCAGCUGCCCUCACGGAAAGAUCCUCAACCGAAAAGGAUGCUGUCCCAUUUGCACUGAAAAGCCUGGAGUUUGCACUGUAUUUGGAGAUCCCCACUACAACACUUUUGAUGGACGGACAUUUAACUUUCAGGGAACAUGUCAGUACGUUUUGACAAAAGACUGCACUUCUACUACCUCACCAUUCCAGGUGCUGGUAAAGAAUGAUGCCCGAAGGACUCGUUCGUUUUCCUGGACAAAAUCUGUAGACGUUGUGCUGGGCAGCAGCACUGUCAGCCUCCAUCAGCAUCUCACAGUGAAGUGGAAUAGGACUCGCAUUUCUCUACCAUAUGAGACGCCACAUUUUCACAUUGACUUGGAAGGAUAUCUGUUGAAAGUGACAACCAAAGCAGGAUUAGAAAUUUCUUGGGAUGGAGAUAGUUUUGUUGAAGUCAUGGCUGCCCCUCAUCUUAAAGGCCGGCUUUGUGGUCUGUGCGGCAACUAUAAUGGACACAAGAGAGAUGAUCUGAUUGGUGGUGAUGGUCAUUUUAAGUUUGAUGUGGAUGACUUUGCUGAGUCUUGGCGUGUGGAAUCAAAUGAAUUCUGUACUCGUCCUCCAAGGAAGCAAUUUCCUGAAUUGUGCCAAGGAACUGUGAGAGUAAAACUCCGUGCUCAUCGGGAAUGCCAAAAGCUCAAAGCAUGGGAUUUUCAGAUUUGCCACUCAACUGUGGACUACACUGUGUUUUAUCGGUCCUGUGUGACAGAUAUGUGUGAGUGCCCAGUUCAUAAGAACUGCUAUUGUGAGUCAUUUCUAGCCUAUGCCAGAGCUUGUCAGAGAGAAGGUCUGAAGGUCCAUUGGAAACCUGAAGAAAAUUGUGCUGGAAUCCAAUGUAAACAUGGUGCAGUUUAUAACACGUGUGGUCCUGGUUGCGUGAAGACUUGUGCUAACUGGAAUGAGAUUGGUCCCUGCAAUAAGCCCUGUGUUGCAGGAUGCCACUGCCCUGCCAACUUAGUCCAUCACCAAGGAAGAUGCAUCAAACCCACUCUCUGUCCACAGCGGUGACAUUAGCUUUCACUCCAAGGACACUGAACUUGUUAUCUUGAGUCCCUUUUGAAGCUCAUAACCAGUAAGGACUGCAGAGUUUGUUGGCAGAUUUUAUAAAGCUCUCUUCCAAAGAGAAAAGGAAAUGUCUGUGCCUAUGAAUGUAUAUGUCUAUCUGGAAAUGUACACCAAUACAAGCAUAUAUGCAGUUGUAUAUAUACUGUGUGUAUGUGAAAAAGAGAAUGUGUGUGUAUGUGUGUAUGUGCGCACAUGUGAAAAGAGUAGAUCUAAAAUUGCCAUAUCCCUUAGCAUCAAUGAACUAAAGGAAAUCCAUCCACAUUGUGUGAAGGAACGUGUGCUGAAACCCAAAAGUCAUUGUUCAAUUGAAUUGGCAUAGCAUGAUCUUACUACGUGGUCACUCUAUGCCAGUUCAGCAAGAGGCUAGCCCUCAUUUCUCUGGGUUUUUGCAUCAUUUAUAUCAAUAUAGAAGGACAAAUUAUUAUAUGUAUAUAUUUUUUCCGUUAUGUUUUAGUAUUUAUCUAUUCCUAGGCUCUAGACCAUGAGGAUCUUUUGUAUAACUCAAUCAGACAUUCAGUGGCAAAGAAAGUACUAGCUGGAGAACCCAAUUGUUUUCAAGUCUGUUCUUGUUCCAACCUAAGUUUUGGCUAAAUUUUAGAUUGAUCCAGGACUUACUGAUUUUUUCCUUUGCAGAAGUUUUGGAUAAUAGUUGAAGUAUCUUAAUAAAGAAAACUUGACAACGCA
This is a messenger RNA of Crotalus tigris (Tiger rattlesnake), 7839 nucleotides long. RefSeq names its product BMP binding endothelial regulator (gene BMPER). The record is from RefSeq and is a predicted model, not a curated record. The coding region runs from base 5245 to 7098 and encodes 617 amino acids. NCBI's taxonomy places the organism in Eukaryota, Metazoa, Chordata, Lepidosauria, Squamata, Viperidae. Gene Ontology annotation, molecular function: protein binding. The transcript is spliced from 17 exons.